Messenger RNA from Sitodiplosis mosellana (orange wheat blossom midge), 2206 nucleotides. Its product is annotated as E3 ubiquitin-protein ligase ariadne-1-like. Gene Ontology annotation, molecular function: ubiquitin protein ligase activity; zinc ion binding; ubiquitin conjugating enzyme binding. NCBI's taxonomy places the organism in Eukaryota, Metazoa, Arthropoda, Insecta, Diptera, Cecidomyiidae. Bases 419 to 1852 code for a protein of 477 amino acids. Gene Ontology annotation, biological process: positive regulation of proteasomal ubiquitin-dependent protein catabolic process; protein polyubiquitination; ubiquitin-dependent protein catabolic process. The transcript has 8 exons. The record is from RefSeq and is a predicted model, not a curated record. Gene Ontology annotation, cellular component: cytoplasm; ubiquitin ligase complex.
AAAAACCGGAAUAGUAACAAAAUCGAAUUCGUAUUCGUUGCAUAUAUCACUCGAUUCCAAUUUCGAAAACUGGCAAUGUUUUUUAUUCGAAAGUUUGGAAAAGUCCAAAAGAUGGCGACAUGUGUGCUGCGAUUAAAGUCUAUUGUAUUUCACAAUGUGUAGCAACAUCAACAAACAGUUAAUAGCUGCUGCGCUCGCAUCACCGUAUAUCAGUAGGUGUUUGGCAUUCAUAUAUGCAACAAGUAUCGACAAGAAAGUGCAAACGAUAGCAGCUUAGUGAGCUAUUUAAUCAUUAGAUAGAAAUAAACAAAAGUGUGUUCAAUACUGAUAUUUUUAGGUUCUAGCUAUUAAAAUCGUUUUUGUCGUAAUUGAUUUGACAUUUAAUAAAAAAAAAGUUGAAAACUUCCAACAAAUCAGAAUGGAUAGUGACGACGAACAAGAAUAUUUUGCAAUGGAUUCGGGCGAUGAAAUGAAUUCAGACGAUGAAAUGGACAGUUCGGUAUCUAUUCCAAAAAUUCCAUCGUUCGAAACCAUGACAGCCGAUGAAAUCGUGAAAUUAAUGAAUCAAUACAUUGAAGAGGUUGAAUCCAUCGUUGAGAUGCCGGCGACAACGACAGCCACACGAAUUCUAUUGAGCCACACGAAAUGGGACAAACAAGAGCUUCUGGAUCGACUCACAGACGAAAAUCGCGAUGAAUUUUUUAAGGUGGCACACGUUCAGAAUCCAUUCAAAGUGCAGCCGAAAAAACGGCCCACCCGAAAACAACUCACAUGCUCCAUUUGUUUCUCGGAUUUUUCACAAUUAGAUAUUGUCGGCCUUGGCUGUGAUCAUGAGUACUGCAAGGAUUGUUGGCGACAAUAUUUGACAAUCAAAAUAUCCGACGAUGGUCAUGCCGAGUCGAUUUGUUGUCCAGCAACCAAAUGCGGCAUCGCUGUCGAUGAUGUCACCGUGAUGCAAUUGGUUUCGGAUGAAAACACCCGACAGAAAUAUCAACAUUUGAUGACUAACAGUUUCGUUGAGCACAAUCAUUCGUUACGUUGGUGUCCAUCACCUGGUUGUAGUUUGGCCGUAAAAGCCAAUCAUUUGAUAGCCUAUCGACAGAAUUGUAAGUGCCAAUGUGGUCAAAAUUUUUGUUUCAAUUGUGGUGACGAUUCACAUGACCCGAUUCCAUGCAAUUUGAUGAAAAACUGGAAGAAAAACGACAACGACAAAACAAUUGAAUAUCUCACGAAAUACACAAAGUGCUGUCCCAAAUGUCAUUCGAUCAUCGAAAAGAACGGCGGCUGCAAUCACAUGACUUGUCGAAAGUGCAACCAUGAAUUUUGUUGGUUAUGUUUUGGCAACUGGAAGGGUCAUGGGGGCGGUUGCAAUACAUACAAAAGUGCAGACGAUGUUGUCGACGACCAAAAACGUUGGGAGCAUUACUUCAAACGCUACGGAUUACACAAAAAGUCAUUGAAAAUCGAAUUAGGUCUGGUAGAAUCGGUCAAUAGUAAAAUGGACGAAUUACAAGCGAUGGGAAAGUCAUGGAAUGAGGUUCAAUUUUUGAUGAAGGCGGUGGAAAUUUUAUGGGAAAGUCGAAGACAGCUGAUGUUCACGUACAUUUUCGCAUAUUUUGUGAAAACCCACCAUCAAAAGACUAUUUUCGAAGUAAACCAAUGCGAUCUGGAGAAGGCAACCGAAAAUUUGUCUCAAUACUUCGAACAGGACCUAACAAAAGACAAUGCCGAAGAGAUCAAAAAUAAUGUUCUGAACAGAUCCAAUUACUGUGAACGGCGUCAAAAGACCAUGCAGGAGCAUAUUUUUGAAGGUUUUGAAAAUAACUGGUGGGCAUUCCAGUCGUUCAUUUGAUUCAGUCUUUGCAGUCACAACGGAUUCCAUCCCAUACAUCAAAUAAUGUUCGAUUGAACACUCCGAACCAUAGACUUGUUACAGUUAACCAUCUCAUUGAUGAAAGUUACUACCUCAAUCAUGCCAAAAUCGAAAUAGGUUAAUCCGAACUGAUGAAAUUUAAGUCAUAACUAGUUAAGUGAAAUAUUUCAAAAUUUAAGGUAUAGAGUAAGAAGAGGAAGAAAAAUUUAUGUUAACUACAUCGAAUCUAUUUAAAAAAAAAUCAUCUCUCCAACAACAACAACAACAACAACCAAAAAACAAACAUUAGUCAUCAACAUCCAUAAUAAAUUUAUUACACUUGGUUUGCGCGAA